AUUCCAAUAGAAGGUCGGUGUCCCGAGGUGUUGUCCUUGGCGUUUUCUGCCUUGCCUAACGGUGAUGGGAGUCUUUGGACAGCUUCGAGUGCUCGUCUGGAAGAACAUCUACAUCCAGACACUCCGAAGACAUCCUAUCUUCACCGUACUUGAAUUGUUAGCCAUAACCGGCAUUUUCUACAUCACCAUGUCAUCGCUUUCUAAAAACCCUGAAGAACCCCCGGAAUACUCACCAGCUGAUGUGUACAAUGAAUCUUAUGGCUCACCCGUGGUUGCGCUUGUGUAUGGCCCUAACGUAUCUUCACCGUACAUGACGUUUCUCCUUCGAAAUGCGUUUCCAGAUAUUUCCAACUCCACAGCGAAUUCAAGUGCGAUUCCAAGCAACCCCGUUGGAUCUCCACCUGUACAGCCCAUUAGAGGAUUCGAAACCUUCGAGGAGGUUCAGAAAUCGUGCCCUGGGAGUCCUGUUCAGUGUUUUUUCUUGACCUCCUCGGGUGAUAACGCCAACAUCAACUAUACCAUCGUCCAACAUGUAAAACGAAGAUUUGAUUUCGCUGAGAAGUUCGACCCUGAAUUCAACUUUAUGGGCAGGAGGGAAACAGAUAGUAUUGCCUCUUUGCAAAUGAAACUGGAACGUGCACAUAUAGCGUGGCUUGCGAUGAAGAAGAACAAGGACCCUGCCACACUUCCAACGGUUGCAACGAGGCGGUUCCCCAAGCCGGAGUUACCGCUCGAUCGAACCAGUGCAUGUGGUACUUCAUUGGUGCUAUUCGUCUUGGCAUUCAUUAUUCCUUUCGCAUCACACGUGAGCGUUAUCGUAACGGAGACUGAGACUGGCAUGAAGGAAAUGAUGAAACUGAUGGGUCUCCGUGAGUUCAUCUACUGGGCUGGUCACCUCUUAACGUCACUCUUCAUCAACGUCAUCUGCUGUAUGGCCAUCGGCGUUAUACUGACGAACGUUGGAAACCCACGUCCCAUGUUACUGGACGCUGACCUCAGCCUCGUUGAGACCGCUCUCUUGAUAUUCUCGCUACACAUCGGAAUGCACACCUUGUUUGUCUCGUGCUUCUUCAAAAGCUCAAGCGUGGCUGUCACCUUCGCCGUCAUAUACUGGUUCGUCUUGGUUAUAUAUCCAUGUAUCAAUGUGGGCUCUGCACUUUCGGAGUAUAUGCUGUAUUCCCGCACAUUGAAAUUGCUCUACUGCGCCACACCUGUGAUGGGAACCCACUACGUUCUGUUAAUCAUGGGGAUUGCUUGCGACCUCAGAGGUUCAGCGAGAUGGCCUCUGGUGUCGGAAUUUUCUGAAGGACAGGACAAUGUCACCAUACUCGAGAUCUGGAUUGUGAUGUUGGCGAGCGACGUGGCAAUUGUUAUCCUAAUCUGGUACUUUACAAGGGUGCUUCCGUGGGUGACAGGAAUAUCACAGCCAUUGUACUUUCCCAUUCUGCCUGGUUACUGGAAACCAGCCGUCGCAGCCGAAAACGCAGAAAAAACCAAAGUGCCACUCAACCCAGCUAGGUUUGAACAAGACCCAAGUGCAGAAGCAGUAAUAGUAGUAAAAGGAUUAAGGAAGAAUUUUGGAGAUGUUACAGCGUUGAACGGCAUUGACGUGAAGUUUUUCAAAGGUGAAAUCACUGUCCUCCUGGGUCAUAAUGGUGCUGGGAAGACUACCAUGAUGAACAUCUUAACCGGAAUAUUGCCUCCAACAGAAGGCACUGCUCUCAUCUGUGGUUUUGACGUAGUGAAGAGUACAGCAAGUGCACAGAAGAACAUCACCCUUUGCCCACAGUAUGACAUAUUUUUUCAAGAGCUCACGGUGCAAGAACACUUAGUCUUUUUUGGCUCGCUCAGAGCCCAGUUUUCCAGCAACGAGUUACAAGAGCGCGUGUCAGACGUGCUGAGCACUGUCAAGUUGUCCACGAAGGCUAACGAACUCGUAAAAGCGCUGUCUUGGGGAAUGAUGAGGAGACUGACUGUAGCCAUCGCAAUUGUGACUAAACCGCAGGUUCUGAUUCUUGACGAGCCUACGGCGGGCAUUGAUCUGGAGACAAGGAGGGACCUUUGGGACUUGUUCUUCGAGUUGAAACAACACUGCAGCAUCAUGCUGUGUACACAUGACAUGGACGAAGCGGACCUCUUGGGUGACCGGAUUGGCGUCAUGGCUCACGGGAUACUCCUCUGCUGGGGGACGCCAGCCUUCCUCAGGAAUGCUUUUAGCAUGGGCUAUAAAAUCCACUUGGGAAAGCUAGACACGAUCAAAGUGGAAAACGUCUUUAACAUUGUCCGGCAAACAGUGCCUCAUGCACGAAUCGAAAGUGAGAGUCUAACUGAAGUGAAGAUCUCGCUGGGUGUCUCAAACAUACAAGGUCUCCAGUCUAUGUUUUCCGCAUUGGAAGAUCAGAUGAAGAAUCUGCGAAUUGGAAGGAUCGGCGUUACUGUCGCAACCAUGGAAGAUAUCUACAUCAAGGUCAACCUCGAGGGCGGAGGUAUUGAGAAGGAAGAUGCCCAAGUCGCGAAGACUGAAGACGUGCAGCGGUUGAGUGCUCCUAUAACUCGCCGUAGCAGCCUCUUCCAGCAGCUGCGGGCUCUCCUAACAAAGCGCAUCACAUACCAGUCUCGAGUAUGGUCUUCAUUUGUCAUCGGCGCCCUCCUACCAGUUAUCAUCGUGACUGCUGAACAAUACGGAGAAGGGCAGAUCAAAGGAGUCUCCGCCAGAUUGAACACAAUGUUAGAUUUAGCAGGAGCGACAGUUGUGUCGUUGGCAUCCCUGUACCCGUCCGAGAAGGCAUUCGUCGAGUAUGACAAGAAAGACGUGGACCUCGUCGAGAAGCAUUAUCUCCCAUUCCUGGAAGCUGAAACGGCACGACCAGACAUCGUCACCGACGCAACAGAACACCUUGUUCAACUGGCAGAGGGACCUUUCAGGGAUUAUGUCUACGCAUACGUCUUGGGAGGAGCAUUUCGAGAUACGCAAAUUUUCGCCUGGUGGAACCCUUAUUUCGGUGCAAGUCAGAGCCUCUCGCUGUUUCUUGCAAAUACAGCGCUCCUGCGAUCCGUGUCAGGUGACGAAAAGGCUCAGAUAACGGCAACUGUAGUGAUUGACUCCAUCCCACGAAGCGACAACAGUACCAAGAGCUCAAUAGAUUUGACAAGCAUUCUUGCGAAUAUCACUUCUUCUACACUGCAACAUUCACUUCGUGGUGUCGGGAUUCCAUUGAUUAUGUCAUUGACUGUGGCUGUGACGGUGCUCUUCGCUAUUAUGGAACGCACCAGCAACACCAAGGCGCUUCAGCUGAUGAGUGGGAUGCCGAGUGUCGUCUACUGGCUCUCCAAUCUCUUUUUCGAUGCCGUCCUAUUUAUUGCGACCUGGAGUAUCAUCUGCGUAAUUUUUGGUUUGGAAAACGACACCCUCACAAACACGAAAAUCGCUGCACCGGUUGCGGUGAUCGCUAUUGCCUUCUUGACCAUCCCGAUGAGCUACGCAUUUUCGUUUGGCUAUGACACGCAAGGCAAAGCUUUCGCCAUGCUCAUAAUCUUUUUCACCGUGGGAGGAACUAUUGUGAUGGCCGUCGCUGGGCUUGUCUGGUUAAUGGCGCUAGGGCCAUCGAGCUCCAACCCGUCGGCAGCAAAUAUCCUUCACACGGCGAUGUCAGCCAUGCCACCCUGCAUAGCGCCGUACACACUCAUCAAGUUAUUACGAAUUGACGACAUAAACCAGCAAUGCUUGCAGCUUGAUGGAGAUCCAAGCGAACCUGGGAAUACUCAAAUGAAUCUGAUUUGCGGCACCGGCCCGGAUAAUGAAGCAAUUGCGCAGGUUCUCGGCUUGGCGCAUUGUUGCAACCAGGCCAACCUCGGAAAAAAGGGUGACGAUCUCUUGGUUCAACCACUUUCGCUUUCUCCUGAUGGAAUUGGACAACAGUUAAUCAUUCUUCUGGUCGAGGGAAUUCUGUUUCUGCUUCUCAUAUGCACAUGGGAUACUCCUUCACAUCGUUGGAACACCCAGGGCAAAUCAGAGCCGUUAGAAGACGACGAUGUCGAGGCUGAGCGAAGGCUCGUGGAGAAAGUUGUAGCAAACGGGACCGUCUCAAGUUACAGCCUAGUGGUGUGCUGUCUGGAAAGGCAGUUCCCUAGUAUAACAGCCGUGCGCUGUCUGUGCUUCACAGUCCACUCGAAAGAGUGCUUUGGAUUGCUCGGUGUGAAUGGGGCUGGCAAGACGACCACCUUCCAGAUGCUGACAGGUUUGCUGACUCCCACGUCGGGAGAUGCAUAUAUGGGUGGUAUGAUAAUGAGUAAAGGUGUUCGAAAGUGGCAGUCUCGAAUUGGCUACUGCAUGCAGUACGGUGGACUCAUCGGUGAGCUCAAUGCGUUCGAAACUUUGUACCUAUUCGCUCGUCUACGAGGGAUUCCCGAAAAUCAAAUCGCCGCGCUCGUCGACAGCAUGAUCAAGGCUAUGGACUUGGCGCAAGAAGCACACAGGAUUUCUAGGGUUUACAGCGGAGGAAAUAAGCGAAAGCUCAGCAUUGCCACAGCCAUGAUAGGACUUCCCGAAAUGGUGUUCCUGGACGAGCCAAGUGCCAGGGUGGACAUUGUGGCUCGGAAGAAGAUAUUCACAGUGAUAAAGAGUGUUCAGGCGGUUUCUGGGAUGUCCAUGGUGCUCACCUCGCACAGCAUGGAUGAAUGCGAGGCUGUCUGCGACCGCAUCGCCAUCAUGGUUGCAGGUCGGCUUCAAUGUCUAGGGUCUCUUCAACACCUCAAGCAGAAAAUGGGGCAGGGAUACACCUUGACCUUCAAGAUGGCAUUCAAAGACGAACUUCAACGGCCAGCAUUUGAAACAGCCGUGCAUAACGCAUUCCCUGGAAUCAAACAGACAGAGUAUCAUCAGGGACUGUACGAAUUCCACAUCUCUGACGUGCUUCCCUGGAGCGAACUCUUCAAGCGCAUCGGCGAGCUGCGUAAACAGUUUGCACUAGAAAACGUCUUUGUGUCCGACACGACGCUGGAAAAAAUAUUAGUUGGUCUCGCGAGAAAGGCACUUGAAGCCAGUGAGGCUGCACCAGCGCCGCGUGUUCCUCCAUUCGGAUUCGUGGUUUCGGCACAGCCUCCUUCUGCGCCUGCUGUUGUCCACCGAUGACUGGACGGUUCAGCGCAGUAAAGUUCGAGGACGAGUAUCCGACGCUCUCAUAAUGCUCUUCAUAUUCUGAGAGGCUGUAUGAGAGGUGAAAGUGCCAGAGACGAUGGGAAAUAAAAUAUAAGAUGUUUCGUGCU
Molecule: messenger RNA, 5265 nt
Organism: Ornithodoros turicata
Lineage: Eukaryota; Metazoa; Arthropoda; Arachnida; Ixodida; Argasidae
Product: phospholipid-transporting ATPase ABCA3-like
Exons: 24
Coding region: 65-5131 (1688 amino acids)
Biological process (GO): lipid transport; transmembrane transport
Cellular component (GO): intracellular membrane-bounded organelle; membrane
Molecular function (GO): lipid carrier activity; ABC-type transporter activity; ATP binding
Source: RefSeq, a predicted model, not a curated record